AUGACCACGGCUUCAUCAGAAACACGAGCCCUCUGCGGGCGGUUCCGGCGGAAGCGGGACUCCGGAAGACUGCAGUUGCCUAGCAACCGGAGGAAAGGCGUAAACACCCGUCAGCCAAUCAGAACAGUGUUCAUAGCGUGUACAGAGACUGAGGACACGCCCCCCCAGACACGCCCCACCGCCGCCAUGGACACGAGCCGUGGACGCGUCCGUCUCCAUCCGCCGUCAGCAGCAGCCCCCGCCUACUGGGACUCCGUUUCCAGGGAGACGGAGGCAGCCCCCGCCUACUGGGACUCCGUUUCCACGGAGACAGAGGCAGCCCCCGCCUACUGGGACUCAGUUUCCACGGAGACGGUGGCAGCCCCUGCCUACUGGGACUCCGUUUCCACGGAGACGGAGGCAGCCCCCGCUUACUGGGACUCCGUUUCCACAGAGACGGAGGCAGCCCCCGCCUACUGGGACUCCGUUUCCACGGAAACGGAGGCAGCCCCCGCCUACUGGGACUCCGUUUCCACGGAGACGGGGGCAGCCCCCUCCUACUGCGACUCCGUUUCCACGGAGACGGAGGCAGCCCCUGCCUACUGGGACUCCGUUUCCACGGAGACGGAGGCAGCGCCCGCCUACUGGGACUUCGUUUCCACAGAGACGGAGGCAGCCCCCGCCUACUGGGACUCCGUUUCCACGGAGACGGAGGCAGCCCCCGCCCCCUCUUCGCGCUGCGCCUGUUGUUUUUUUCUCUACCUCCUUCUCUCAGUUGUUCCGGUGCCAUUCUCGGACGUCACCCCGGUCCUUAAGGAGGGGGGGGGACGUAGCUCGCCGUCAAGGGUCAAAGGGCGGGGUUGUUUACAUCCAUCGUCCCGAACUAUUUCCGGUUCUGGUUGCCAGAUGCCGGAGUUGCCAUCUGGACCAGGUCUCUGCUCUAUGCAGAUGAUGUGGUUCUGUUGGCGCAGCGUCGCCUUGUCGUCGUUUUGA
Messenger RNA from Cololabis saira (Pacific saury), 972 nucleotides. Its product is annotated as surface protein-like. Bases 1 to 972 code for a protein of 323 amino acids. The transcript has 3 exons. The record is from RefSeq and is a predicted model, not a curated record. NCBI's taxonomy places the organism in Eukaryota, Metazoa, Chordata, Actinopteri, Beloniformes, Belonidae.